This is a messenger RNA of Cladocopium goreaui, 4401 nucleotides long. The record is from the annotation of a GenBank genome assembly. NCBI's taxonomy places the organism in Eukaryota, Dinophyceae, Suessiales, Symbiodiniaceae.
AUGUGGCCACCGGCGUCUACUACCACCAUCGCUGGGGUGCUGGAAUUCUUCUCGGUGCCGGGACCCUUGUGGCAAGCCUUUUGUGGUGCUGCGGGGGAUCCUGGCGACGAUCUUCGCCUGAUGGCAUCUUUGCCAGCACCUAUGGUGGCAGAAGCGGUGACGGCCUGCACGCUGCAGACUGGAGAUGGGGGCAGGCGGAUCUCCGCCGUCGAGGCGAUCCAACUGGGGCUGGUAUACCGGGCCUGCCAUCAGCUCAUCCACCUGGCUGGUGGUGGGAACCUGGGAACCUGGGAAGACCCCAACCCGUGGGCAGAAUCACCGACGAGCUCUAUGGCAAGGGAACCUACAACCUUGGGGACCUCUACGGCACCAACUACGGAAAGGAAAAUGAAGUUGAGUCAGGUCGCAGACCAAGGGGACGAAAGCGAGUUCACCAUCAUGCCGGAGUCGAACAAGGCCCUCUUCUACACCAAGUACAUUUCGAAAAUGGGAGGGCUUCCGGCAGACUCGGAGGAUCCAACAACGGAACAACUGUCAGCCAUCAUCAGAAAGGUGAGAGUGCUGCACCAGCCUCCCUACUGCGACUUUGCGGUGUUCGUACCUUUCGCAAGGCGCCACCUUCGAGCACAGAAAUAUCAAAGUUUUGUACUACAAGAGGAUGGCUCCUUCUUGCAGAAGAUGGUGGCGGGGCCUUCAUGCUUCACACACUGGCAGGCUUGUUUCAGAGUGAUGCGCACGGCGUUGAUCAUGACGGACAUCAUCAGCCUGGCGAACCUGAUGGAGUGGGAGGCAUUGGUGGAAAGGAUGAACCGCCAGUACCCAGGAUGCUGGGGGUUGAUCGCCGCAGCCGAAGACCGAGGCAGGGGCGAGUUCAUGGCAAAGACACUGGCCAAGGUGCGCCUAGAGAUGGAUCAAGGUGGCAGGCCUCCGCUUGGAUGGAGACCAGAAGAACCCUGGGACAUCAUUUGGGGCCGAGUCUUGAGGGACAAGGAAUUUUGGUCGGAAGAAGUUCACGUACCAGCCAUCUCUUGGACAGCCCGCGGUGGAAAAGGGAAGCCCCUCACGCCGAUGGAGGAGUUGGCCGACGCGACCAUGCAGGGUGGCAGACAAGCGUUGCAAGCAGAGACAACGGAGGGGGACAACGACACGGGAGGAAGAAGGAAGAACAGAGCGGUGAAGGGCACGGAACUCACGAAGGAGAUCAGGUGCACUACAAAAAGGAAGAGGUUCACCGGAGAUGACCCAGACGGGGAAGAUGAACCGCCAAAGGACAAGGUGCAUGUGAAGGGGACCUACAUGGACUUCGACGAGCUAGUGGUGAUGCAAAACAGGAUCAAUUUCCUAAAGGGUGCGGCAGCCGACACGUUCAAGGAGGCGAUGGACGUCGACGAGGUCACCAACACGAUCACCAAGUCCGACGACUACAAGAGGGGCCUGGCUUGGAAAGAGAAGACAGAGUCCGAGAGGGACAAAAAGAAACUGAAGGGUGAGCAAGCAGCGGAAGGAGGAAACCGUGAGGGUGGAACCCCCGCAAGCAGUUCACAAGCGUCGAGCAGCCAGGAUCUAACUUGGAAAGGCGGCCAUGGCAAGCACGGCAUGCUCAAGGAACCAAAGGCCAAGGCGGAAGUGCCCAAGGCACUGGUAUACCUGGGAGGCAUGCGUGACCCACACAGAGCAGUUGUGAAGCUGCCAACCCUGCAAAAUUUGGGGACAAAGAUGUGGGAAAGAUGGCAACGUUUUAGAACAGCUCACCCCAAGGCAUUGGAGGUCGCGGAGAGCUACGGCACGGAAGUCUGCGAGUUCAACGAAGAAGUUGUGGACUUGUGGAGAGCAGAACUGUGCGACCUUUGGGGAGCCGAUCUACCAGGAGUGGUUCUGAGACCCCGGGGCGCCUAUGGCACGCCAGUACAUCAUGGCAUGCUGGCGGCAUGGGUGAGGAGUGUGGAGGACGACGUUGCGGAGGCAGAGAUCGAGCUGAACCGCUACGAGAACCUGGGCUACCUGCGGCGGAUCGAUGCCAAGACUGCGGAGGAAGUCUACAGAAAGGGUUCGCGGGCCAACAACGCCACGUGGAUAGGGGUAACCUUGAACGUGGUCGACAGGGACACCCUGGUGCUGGGACUGCCUAUGAAAUUCAUCGAGGACCUCCAGGGCAUGCUACGCAAGUGGGAGGGCUCAGGUUACUCACCCAUCAAAGAGCUGAGGGUAGUAGCCGGGAAGACGGCAUGGCUGGGAGGAGUCCUGCCUCGCGCAAGAUGGGUCACCAGCGUUUUCUAUGCAGUGCUGACCCAGACGCUGAAGGAGGAGGAGGAAGACACCCCUGAGAAGGCAAAUCGUCGCAACAGACGUGGACUGUUUGCCGUGAAACGGCUGGAGCUAGCGAGGCUGUGGUUGAUCAACUUUCUGGCAGCAGCGAAGCUACGGCCGAUGAGAAGGAUAUCCCUGAAGACGGGGCAAACAGCAGAGGUGCGCAUCAUCACAGACGCAUCGCCCGAAGCCUUAGGGGGCAUACUCAACAUCAAUGGCAAGAUCGUGGCCGCGUUCUUCAGCACGGUGGACGAGGAGCAGGCAGGAGAGCUGCUCGUGGAGUACAAGUCCUCCGCCUCCCAGUCAGUGCUGGAGACAUUGGCCAUCUUGGUCAGCCUAAGGCGAUGGAGCGAGAAGUUGAAGGGCCUGGCCAUCACCAUCACGGUCCAGCCAGUCGAGACUCCGAGGGGCAACAGAGCAGAAGCCGGCAAGCGUUGGGUGCACGGAGAAUACCAGGUCAAUCUUCGCUAUCGUCCCUCAUCCUCGCGGGAGAUCCCAGGGAGCAGCCAAAUUUUGGAGGUAUGGAUAAGCCCCUACAAGGAGCACAUUUUCCACUACAAGGGUGGGUUCCUGGAUUUUCUCAACGGCAUGAUCGAUCUCCUGCUGGACUUCCUGGAGGGCAUGAUCAAGGACUUUUUCAUGGUUACGAUCCAGACGAAAGGGGUUGGAGAAGCCUGGAACAAGUUCAAGGGCUGGGUCAGCCCAUCGAAGAGGAGGAAGACGAACCCAUCGGAACCACCCGAGCUGGAAUUACCAGCACCUACGAAAUCAACCAGGCCAGAACUCCCGACACUCAAGAAAGGAAACGGGAAGAACUCUCACAAAGACAAGCUGGCCAAAGCACUGGUGUCGGCAAGAAUGCUGAAGAAUAGACAGCUGAAGGCGCCCUCCAUCGAGAAAGACUUCUGCGCAGCUUCCUCCAAAGGGGCGAAGGACGCAAAGAAGAGAACCAUCGACAAGUUGCUGACAGCCUUAACAGAGCCUGGACCCAGUCUGCCGCUGACCGUGGACACCCUCAAGGGCUUGGCGUCUGCGUUGAUGGAUGGCGGGUACAAGGCGGGUGAAGGGUAUGUGGUAGAAGCCAAACUAUGGCACGUAGAAGAAGGUCACCCAUGGACAGAUCAGCUGGACAGAGUAUUUAAACAGUGCAAGAGGGCACUUUGCAGGGGUCAGGGCCCGAGAAAGAAAGCGGCAGAAGUAGGAUGGGACCGCAGGCACAACCCAUUCAGACUCAACUUCAACAAGUCCGAGAAGGCCGUGAAGUUCGGGGCACAGCUCUUCCUGUUCAGCGUGAUCUGGAUGCUGCGAGAGAUCGAGCUGGCACUGCUCUCCACAGAAGACCUGGUCAUGGACCACCUGUCCAAGAGGGUCACUAUGAAUCUGAGGCUGAGUAAGAUGGAUGCGGAAGGAAAGGGAGUUCGUCGGACACUUCAAUGCCUGUGCAAGUCCAACUCGUGCUCAAAAGAGUGCCCCUACCUGGUUUCAAAGAACCUCGUGGAGAUGGUGGAGAAGUUCAACGGCACCAACUCCCCGCUGGCACUCACAAAAAGGAGAGUUUUGGCAACGAAGGCUCAAUUGGUGAAAACUUGGCGAGACUUGUUUGGCAAAGAAGUGUCUGGCCACUCGGGCAGACGCACGGGAGCUUUAAACUACAUUAGGUCGGGCUGGUCCAUCACACAAGUGGCUCAUUUGGGAAGGUGGAAAUCAGGCGCUAUUCUUGCUUACGCAGAAGAAGCGUUGGAACAGCUCCCGGCCAACCUCAACAUCAUGGGGCCUACACUCGACCACAAAGGUUCGCAGGUCUUGAUAGACCGCCCCAUUUCAGAAGAAGAACUAGCGGAAUGGAAAGCACAGCUGCGCAAAGAAAUGGACGCGCUGAAGGAGGACGUGGAGCGCAAGGACGUGGAGACGGAAGAGAACAUCAACUACUGGGUCAAUUUCUACAAAGAGAACCCAGGCACACUCCCGCAGAAGGUACAGAGUUUACCUGGGAAAACGGUGCACAUGAAUUUGGCCAGGUCGGCAGCAUCCCCACCAAUCUCCUGGAGGACGGCAUGUGGUUGGUCCUUCUACGGCAGCAAGUUCGUCUUCGCA